AUGACCUUAGAGACCGAGACCAGCACUGCCGCCGCCCACGCCGACGCCGCCGACACCCUCCAGCCUGCCUCAUCUUCCACUACCUCGAACAACACAAUCGACCUCACAAUCACCUUUCGCAAGGACGUACAUCGCCUCACCGAUCUGCCAGCCGACACCACGCUCGCCACGCUGCGCAGCGUCAUCCAGCAGCUCACCAACGUCGAGGCACCCAACCAGAAACUCCUCCCCGCCAGACCAAAGGGCAUCGCCAACCUCAACCAGCCACCAGCCAUCCACCACGAUGCCGGCGGCGCGGACCCAACACCACCCUCGCUCGACAAUGACCAGCGCACCCUCGCACAGGCCGGCAUUCCCAGCGCCGGCCUCAAGAUCAUGGUCGUCGGCACCCCCUCCGAGGAGCUGCAAGGGAUACAGCAGCAGGAGGACUACGCCAGGCGCAGAAACGGACCUCGCCAGUACCACCCGAGCAUGCUGCGUGGUACAAGGCCAAGGAACACGGCGACGCCCGGGGCGAGCUUCAGCCCAUUCGGCACUAUCCAGCCCCACGCCUCGACGCCCGCCUCUUCGCCCCUCUACUCCAAGAUUGUCGACUUUCUCACCCGCCUGGCAAACGACCCGGGCAUCCUGCACAUCUGUCGGCUCUACGACCUGCGGGUCGGCAUCCUGACCGAGCUCCUGCCGUGGGAGAGUCCAGAGCUGCUGGGCCUCAACGAGAAUGCCGGCCAGAGGGUCUCGCUGCGCCUGCGCACCGACGACGCAGAGGGCUUCCGCAACUACACCACCACGCGGCGCGUCCUCGUCCACGAGCUCGCCCACAACCGCUACGGCGGCCACGCAAACGACUUCAAGACGUUCAACAGCGAGCUCAAUGCCCAGAUUGCCGGGUUCGAGCAGCGAAAGGCAGAGGGCACCCACGCGCUCGUCGAGGGCGACGCCUACGACCCCGAUGCCGCCGCCAUGGCCGUGCCCGGCGGAGACGGCGGUGGCGGCGCUGCAGGUGGACGCAGACUCGGCUCCGGCUCCGGCUCCGGCUCGUCGGAUGCGAAUGGCGGUCCGACCAGCGUCAAAGAGCGGCGGCAAAGGAUCCUCGAGGCCACGAUGAGGAGGCUCGAGAAGGAGGAGCAGGAGAUUGAAGAGUCUUGUGGCAGCGCUCGGUGA
Messenger RNA from Pseudozyma flocculosa PF-1, 1161 nucleotides. RefSeq lists its product as uncharacterized. Gene Ontology annotation, molecular function: proteasome binding. Bases 1 to 1161 code for a protein of 386 amino acids. The record is from RefSeq and is a predicted model, not a curated record. The transcript has 2 exons. NCBI's taxonomy places the organism in Eukaryota, Fungi, Basidiomycota, Ustilaginomycetes, Ustilaginales, Ustilaginaceae.